Anisakis simplex (herring worm) is the source of this 561-nucleotide messenger RNA. The record is from the annotation of a GenBank genome assembly. Lineage: Eukaryota; Metazoa; Nematoda; Chromadorea; Rhabditida; Anisakidae.
AUGAGGACAGUGUUGCAACGUGCGUUGAACGAAGACGGUUGGCCAAGGCUUGCGGCACACGUGAUAUUCGCCAUAACGGAUUGCUUGGAGCGGUACGCAGUGCAUCGUGGCGCAAGGAAACUACCCUCAGACAAUGUACUGAAACACAUCACUGAGCUGCUGCAAAGGGUGCUGAAUGAACGUUUACCGGAUGGUACCCUUUUGGCUGUGAGUGUUGCGGAGAAAUGUCAGUGUGCAGCCCGGGCGCUUCGAUGGUGUGAGCAAUACGCGAUAAACCAGGACGAUUUGGGACGUAACGUCUUCGACAAAUCGCAGUAUUACUCGCUGCAGAGAAUCUAUUCGGAGUUGGAUGAUUUGGACGGAAUAUUGGGAGCGUUUGAGACGAUAAAAUUGAACUCAACACCGACCACAAGCGAGUGUAUUCUGGCGUUCGAAGCAAAUGGCGACUAUUCAGAAGCAUUGCCUUUGUACCAACAUUCUAGCGAGCAGAAGGUCACUUGUCUGUUUUUAUUUGAAAAUAGGGUUCUGUUUAGGUGCAGAAUGAUAUUGAGAAUUUGUUAA